Symphalangus syndactylus (siamang) is the source of this 517-nucleotide messenger RNA. RefSeq lists its product as uncharacterized. The record is from RefSeq and is a predicted model, not a curated record. NCBI's taxonomy places the organism in Eukaryota, Metazoa, Chordata, Mammalia, Primates, Hylobatidae.
AUGGUCUCAAGACUGCGGAGCAUAUUCACGUACAGCAUAGACACCACUUCAUGUAGGGGCACUGGACUGCCUAGAGUUGGAGGAAGGGACCCUGUUCUCACAUCGCUUUCCUGUUUGCCUCUCCUGCAAUAUGGAUUUGACAUAUUAAUCAUUACAGCAACAGCUAAAAUUCCACUGUGCUUCAUUAAUCCGGAGAAAAAUACCAUGUCAGCUGGUGCUGUGGGAAUACUGCAGCAGCUCUCUGUCCUUCCAGUGUCUCCUGGGAAGAACAUCUUUCUCUCAAGUGAACAGUGCUUACCCCUUCAAGCAUCCAGUCUUAGCAAUAAGAGGAGCACAUCUCCAAAUUUAUAAUGAAAGACAAGCAAAGUGGGACUUCAUGGCCUUGGCUGGACACCAAGUGAUAGCUAAUUUUUGCAGCAGGGAAGACGAAAUAACAAGUCCCUGGAUUGCAAUUUUGGUUUCUCCUUCUGUUCUCAAACAAAAUUGUUUAAAUAAUAAACUCUUGUCUUCAUCAUAA